GUGGCGCGAGGGCGGCGGCGUGGGAGGACUCGCAGACUUUGAUCUCUUUGGUGACUGGGCAGCCAGCCAUGGGAAUAGACACGCUUAUGCCGGCCGAUCGGACGAACUGCAGGCGGCGGCGAGGGCGUCGACGUGCCGUGCAGCGGAAUGGCAUGUCAUUGCCUGCUUGCUUGCUACAGCUGCUGAUCUCCACGCUCCAUUUCCCACAUUGCUCUUGGUCGACAGGCAGACCCCCUGGACAACGCCGUUGUUACCCGUGGCCGGCCGACUCCCGAAUCGCACUACCAGGGCGUGAUGGAGCCUUUGAGCGUGAGACCAUCGCGUCUCCAUCGGCCAACCCGCAACGAGCGAAGCCAAGGAGAGGGUCUCGAGCGAGGCCUUUGUGUGUGUAUGACUGUGUGUACGUGCGAGUCUGUCCAGCCGCCAGCGCGGUCCACUGCUCGAGAUUUUUCCAACCAUGGCCACCGUUACCGGUCGCGAUGAGUCGACGCGGAGUGGAACCUGUUGGGUAAGAGAAGGCCCGUAUUGUAUUUAAUCAUGCCAUGAGCUUUUCGUUCGGGACCGCACCUCUCCUGUUGUCCCCCCAGGUUUUCGUUUGCACAUGCGUCCGGUGAUUUCUGGAGAAGCGAAUCAACAGGCUUCCUUCGUCCCCUCAAUUUUUUGAGUGUGCUCAUUGCUUCUGGCCACGGUCGACGAGACUUGUCGCUCUAGUCCGUGAACGAAGCGUACCCCGUGCCGACUUCGAAUUACCAAGCCAAACAUAGCCAUCACCAUGUUCGGCUCCAAGGAAAAGACUCCUCAGACGAGUGAGGGCGAGGUUACUCCCACCAAUGCCUCCAAGACCGAUUUGGAGAAUGGCGAGACGGGUGGUCUUCAGCGAGACCUCAACAGUCGUCACCUGCAGUUCAUUGCCAUCGGCGGUACUAUCGGUACUGGUCUCUUCCUCGGUAGCGGUAAGGCCAUCGCGACAUCCGGCCCUGUCGGUUGCCUGAUCGCCUUCAUCUUCAUCGGCUCCAUCGUCUACUCCGUCAUGACGGCGCUUUGCGAGAUGGCCACCUACAUUCCCGUCCCCGGUGCCUUCACCUCCUAUGCCUCCCGAUUCAUCGACCCCACUCUCGGCUUCGCCAUGGGCUGGAUGUACUGGUUCAGCUGGUCCAUCACCUUCGCUCUCGAGUUGACUGCUGCUGGUGUCAUUAUCCAAUACUGGAACGACAGCUUGAGCAUUGCCAUCUUCAUCAGUGUCUUCUGGGUCGUCUUCACUGCCCUCAACUUCAUGCCCAUUCGCAUCUUUGGUGAAGUUGAGAUGUGGUUCGCCAGUAUCAAGGUCGUUACCAUUGUCGGCUUCAUCAUCUUUGCCAUUUGCAUCAACGCCGGCGUCGGCCAGCAGGGGUACCUGGGCUUCAAGUACUGGGUGAGCCCGGGUGCGUUCAACGAGUCCAUUGUUGAGGGUUCCGUUGGCAAGUUCAUCGGUUUCUGGUCCGUCCUGAUCACCGCCGGCUUCAGUUUCCAGGGCUCCGAGUUGGUUGGUAUUGGUGCUGGUGAGACCAAGAACCCCGAGAAGAGCGUCCCCAGUGCCGUCCGCUGGACCUUCUGGGGUAUCUUCAGCUUGUUCGUGGCGACCAUCUUCUUCGUUGGCAUCAUUGUGCCGUCCGACAACCCAUCGCUUCUGCUCGAUUCUCAGGAUGCGUCAGCGUCUCCCUUGGUUAUCGCUGCCAACUUGGCUGGUGUCAAGGUUCUCCCCGACAUCAUCAACGCCGUGCUCCUGACCGCCGUUCUCUCCGCCGCCAACUCCAAUGUCUACUCUGGCUCCCGCAUUCUCGUCUCGCUCGCCAACGAGAGAUGCGCUCCUCAGUUCAUGACCUACACCAACAGAUUUGGAACUCCCUACUUCGCAGUUGCCACUACAUCUGCCGUCGGUCUGCUCGCGUACAUGAACCUGUCGUCCAACGGCGGUGUUGUCUUCGACUGGCUUUUGAACGUUACGGCCGUCGCUGGCUUUAUCAGCUGGUCGUGCAUUAACAUCUGCCAUCUGCGCUUCAUGGCCGCCCUCAAGGCCCAGAACAUCCCACGUAGCAGCCUGCCUUACCUUGCGCCGCUUCAGCCUUACCUUUCUUGGUACGGUCUCUUCUUCAACGUCCUUAUCAUUCUGACAAACGGAUUCGCCGUCUUCAUCGAGUGGAGCACCAGUGACUUCUUCACUGCGUACGUCAGUGUCCUCCUGUUUAUCGUCCUUUUGGUCGGUCACAAGAUCUUCAACCGCACGAUGCCCCUCAAGGCCAUCGAUGCCGAUGUCACGAGUGGCACUCUGCGAUCGCAACCAUGAAAAUGACGGAGGACGAUGUGAAUGAGCAAGGACGGAGAUCAAAAAGUAAUCUGAUUUAACAUUAGUAGAAUUGUUGUAAUGAUGAUACCCAUGAGUUCAACAAAUGCAGCCUAGAGACAAUUCCAAGUGACUGAUGAGUAGCUCCGUUCCCAGAAGAUCACCGACCAAGAGGAAGCCGGCGUGACUUUGGAGGACGCCAGCUAGAUCAAGAAACGAUGCUGUAGAGACCAACAGCACCGCCAAGGCCGAUGGCAAUGCCUCUUCCCAGAUUGUACAGGCCCCAUUGGUCCACGAGAGAUUUGGCGCCCUCCUCCUCUUCUUGGGUCAGACCAAUGGCCAUGAUGCCCAUAUGCUUGGCUUCCUCGGCCUUCUUGAAUAGCUUCUUGUUGAUGCUGACCAUGAAUAAGCUGGUCCAGGGGACCAUUGAAAAGCAAAGAGCACCGGCAGCGGCCAGUAGCUUCGAUUUGCUGGGGAGGUGGCGCACGGCAUAGGCCAUGUACCAGUAGCUCAAUGCGCAGAAGAGGGUCGGUAGCGGGAAGACCCGACUGGUCCGCUUGAACAUGUUGGACCACUGUCGUAGCAUGAGGGGCGUGGGCGACUCAAGGAGGCGGGGUACGACAAAGAAGGAGAGGCCCAAGUUCAGGCCGGCGAGGGUUGUGUUGAGGAAGACGGUCGACGUCUGGAUGUUGCGGAGCGGGUUGGGUUGGGAAGACAUGGUGAAAUUAUUGUCUUUGUAUGUAGCUCACUCCGAGUCGGUUCGAGAUAUUGGCGAUAACGAUGCUGAUGAGGUUGAAGAGGAGAAGAUGACAUGAGGAUGUUGAGGAGGCUGAGAGCGACAAGGAUGGCAAGUUACCUAUGCUUGAGCUUGAGGUCAGACCUGGAGGCAGGAGCAAAGUCCGGUCCUGCAGCGCGGGACGCGGGAAGCGGCGGGGUUCUUGCCAAGUGGGGGCAAACAGUUCACUGGCUGCAGGUGGCAGGUGCAUGUCACUCUGUGGGGAAGACCGAACCUUCCUCCCCACUAAUUAGGUACCUUAUCCCAUAAGGGUACGUACCUCGUCGAC
Molecule: messenger RNA, 3384 nt
Organism: Colletotrichum scovillei
Lineage: Eukaryota; Fungi; Ascomycota; Sordariomycetes; Glomerellales; Glomerellaceae
Product: amino acid permease
Exons: 2
Coding region: 773-2323 (516 amino acids)
Biological process (GO): amino acid transmembrane transport
Cellular component (GO): membrane
Molecular function (GO): amino acid transmembrane transporter activity
Source: RefSeq, a predicted model, not a curated record